Nerophis ophidion (straightnose pipefish) is the source of this 4042-nucleotide messenger RNA. Its product is annotated as protein PALS1-like. Bases 260 to 2305 code for a protein of 681 amino acids. Gene Ontology annotation, cellular component: adherens junction; plasma membrane. Gene Ontology annotation, biological process: protein localization to plasma membrane; morphogenesis of an epithelial sheet; establishment or maintenance of epithelial cell apical/basal polarity. The transcript has 16 exons. NCBI's taxonomy places the organism in Eukaryota, Metazoa, Chordata, Actinopteri, Syngnathiformes, Syngnathidae. Gene Ontology annotation, molecular function: protein binding. The record is from RefSeq and is a predicted model, not a curated record.
UUGUCCCCGCCCCCCUGGCAGAUCUGCUGUGGACAUGAGAUGACAGAGCGACUUCCGAGCAACCACAAACUUGGCAAGACUCAACCCCGUCAAAUAUCUCCAUCAGACGGAACUACGGUCGGCGGGAUUUAAGCCUCUUGGUCAGGCCGCGGACGCCCCGGGAGCAGCGCCAAGGUUGACAUGGCUCCCUUGUUCACUGAGCUACCCUCCUAGGCAUCCUCAUCGAGCGACAACCCUGGAAUCCUAAGUUGUGUGCGACAUGACAAGCAGCUAUCUGAACGGACACGGAGGAGGAGAUGAAGAGCUGAGGUUAGGACACCAGCACAGAGAAAUGGCUGUGGACUGUCCGGGAGAUCUGGGGAGCCGAACACUGCCGGUCCGACGCUCCGCACAACUGGAGAGAAUACGACAACACCAGGAGGACCUCCGUCGGCGAAGAGAGGAGGAAGGUCGGCAGCUGGAUCUGAACGCCUCCCUAAGGCUCAAGAAGCUCUCCCAGAAUCCCCACAGCGGCAUUGACAACCCCACAUUCCUGGAGGAUACGUACACACCUGCACAGCAGCCGGCACUCAGCAACCAGCACGCUUUGCUCGAGUUGGAGGAGCUGCUGCUGUCACUGAAGCAGGUCCGGGGCACUUUGUCCGACCAACAGAGUCAGAAUGACAUAGAGCUGGUUCUUGCGCUGCUAAACAAGUCUGAUUUCCAGUCUGCACUUAAGAUCCAUAAUGCUGUGGCCGGCAGCAUGCACCGACCCUCCCCUCCAUACCCCCACACAAACCAGGCACUGCACUUGGCACUGGAGGUCAGAAAUCUCAGUCAAGCAAGUCAAAACAAAGAAGGAUUAGAACUUUCCAGUCUGCUCUCAGACCCCCACAUGCAGUCUUUGCUUCUGGCACAUGACGGCAUAGCAAAGAGAGAAAUGGAACCGGAAGCACCAAGCAGCCAAACAGAGACUUUGGCGCAGUGGGGUGGAGAGACUGUCAAGAUUGUCCAGCUGGAGAAGGCCCGAGACAUACCAUUGGGGGCAACAGUCCGCAAUGAGAUGGAGAGUGUGAUCAUCAGUCGGAUUGUUCGAGGUGGAGCAGCCGAGCGCAGUGGACUUUUGGCAGAAGGAGAUGAAAUAUUGGAAAUCAACGGCAUUGAGAUCAGAGGGAAAGAUGUUAACCAAGUCUUUGACAUUCUUGCGGACAUGCACGGCCUUCUGACCUUUGUACUCAUUCCCAGCACUCUAAGCAAACCUCCAGCCCUCAAAGAGACUGUGGUUCACGUAAAAGCCCACUUUGACUAUGACCCAUCAGAUGACCCGUACGUGCCAUGCAGAGAGCUGGGCUUGUCCUUCCAGAAAGGAGACAUUCUUCACAUCAUCAGCCAGGCAGACCCCAACUGGUGGCAGGCCUACAGGGACGGUGAUGAGGACAACCAGCCACUGGCCGGAUUAGUACCAGGGAAGAAUUUUCAGCAACAGAGAGAAGCCAUGAAACAGACGAUAGAAGAAGACAAGGAACCUGAGAAGUCUGGAAAGUUGUGGUGUGCCAAGAAGAACAAGAGGAAGAGGAAGAAGCUGCUUCACAACAACAAACAUGAGGGUACUUUGUCUGCAUGCGCUGCAGGAGUCACUUCAAUCUUUUCAACAUUGUUUAUUCCUCUAGACAUCAAUGAAGAAAUCCUGACCUACGAGGAGAUGGCUCUGUACCACCAGCCCGCCAACAGGAAGCGGCCCAUCGCACUGAUUGGCCCGAGCAGCUGUGGGCAGGCGGAGCUUAGGCAGAGACUGCUGAACAACCAGCCGGAGCGCUUUGCUGGAGCUGUACCCCACACAACCCGCAGCCGACGGGAGGGCGAGCUCGGCGCUCGAGAUUAUCAUUUUGUUUCUCGCCAGAUGUUUGACGCAGAACUGGCAGCCGGGAAGCUGAUUGAGUGUGGAGAGUUUGAGAAGAAUCUUUACGGGAGCAGCACUGACUCUGUCAGGCAGGUCAUCAACACUGGCAAGAUCUGUGUGCUCUGUCUGCACACUCAGGGCCUAAAGGUGCUCAGGAGUUCAGACCUCAAACCUUACAUCAUCUUCAUCGCGCCGCCAUCCCAGGAAAGACUGCGAGCCCUGCUGGCCAAAGACAACAAGAACCCCAAGCCGGAGGAGCUGCGAGACAUCAUUGAGAAAGCGCGGGAGAUGGAGCAGAGCUGUGGUCACCUGUUCGAUGCCAUCAUCGUCAACAUGGACCAGGACAAAGCCUACGCUGAGCUGCAGAGACUCAUCAACAAGCUGGACACAGAACCUCAGUGGGUGCCAUGCUCCUGGCUGCGCUGACACACACACACACACACACACACACACACACACACACACACAUGCUUGCACGCCACAGCCCUACACUUGGAAAGUAACCACCUCACAGCAGACAUUGUCCAGGGACCUGACCUGCUCACUGCUCCUCAUAUGGAUGCUACUUGUCUCAAGAAGGCUAGAAAUACUAGAACACACACACGCACACACACACACACACACACACACACAGUGGGCCUACUUGGUGUGGCUCUGACAUGAAACACUUGGCUGGACAUGUCACCUGUCCUCACUUCCUGAGUGAAUGUUGACAGCACUUCCACUUUCACCCAGCAUGAUUUCAAGUCGGCCAUGUCCCUUCAGCACCAUGACAGCAACUGACUUCUUCUUCUUCUCACUCCCAACAUUCUUCUGCUCUCAGAAGUAGCACCCAAAAGCUGAGCCCACCAUAUUGCUUUUCUCACAUUUGAAGAGAUGUUUAUUUUAAAAUGUGUUGAAUUCAUCCUGUCAUCAUUUCAGGCAUCAUGACCAGGGGUGUCCAAACUACUCCAACUUCAUUUAAAUGAUCUGAAUAUUUCAUUGCUGCAAGUUACUUGAGUAAUUCAGGUUAAUGACCAUGAAUUGUACUUUGAAGUAUACUCAGCACAGCCCUUUUUUAUAUUCAAGCCAAUCCACACAACGUUUCCUGCUCACUGUGAAAAUAAACUAACCCAAGAAAACUCAUGAUCACACACAACACAACCAAUGUCCCAUCACAACACUACAGCCAUUUAAGUGCAUUACAAUGCAUGAUGGGAAAAUGUAAAACAUGAAUCCAUGUUGCUGCAUUUUAGAUGCUUGCUAUUUCUCAGUCAUGGCACAACUUUAGGGGUCCUCACAAGGUAGGAGGCCAGCCUUCACAUACUCUUAAUAUACAAUUAUAUUCAUUUCAUAUCCACUAUAUGAAUAUAUAUAUAUAUAUAUAUAUAUGUAUAUAUAUAUAUAUAUAUAUAUAUAUAUAUAUAUAUAUAUAUAUAUAUAUAUAUAUAUAUGCUUUUAGCCUCUGGACAAAUUUUUCUUAUCCCAAUGCAGCUCCCAAGUCAAAAAGUUUGGACACCCCUGAUAAAGAUUAUUAUUACUGUGAAAUUAUUUUUUACCUUGUGAAGUAUGAAGAGAUCUUGUUAUUUUCAAUGUCUUUCUUCUGUUUUUUAAUAACCAAGUAGUGGCUGUGAUGUUGAGCAGGCGUAUGGAUGAAGCCUGCUGUGGUGCACACACUGCUGUGGUGCACACACCGCUGUGGUGCACACACCGCUGUGGUGCACACACCGCUGUGGUGCACACACCGCUGUGGUGCACACACCGCUGUGGUGCACACACCGCUGUGGUGCACACACGGGCGAGAUGACAACAGGGCCCAUGUUGUGCUGUGUGACUGCUCUAUGUCCUGCCUGAGGUGUGUGCAGGGGAAGAACACAAAGUAUUUAGUUGUGUUGUUGGUGGACAUGUAAUAAUAUAUUGUGUAGGUGACAAUGAAGUAUUACCACAUGAAGUAGAUCACAUUUAUAUAUUUGUAAUAAUGACACAUAGAUAUAUGAAGUCCAGUGGGAUUAUACCUUUCACCGCCCUCGCUUCAUACCAUUGGUCCAGGAGGCGGGGUGGGGGCGGGGCUAACUGUGUUGAAUGUAAAGUUAAUUAAUACCACUUCCUGUCAAUUUGCAUCCAAGUCGAAAUGUUGCCUUUUCUUUUAUUCACAAUAAAAAGAACAAAUAAUUGAUUUAAAAA